CCAGCUCAUUCUCCAUUUUCAAUCAUCUAAGCUUUAUUUUCUGCUUCAAGUAGCCUUGCUUUCAUCAACAUCAAUGGAGUUUCAACUCCUUGGAAUCUUCUCACUUCUUUCUGUGGCUGUUGUUGCAUGCCACGCAGCUUUAUCACCUGAGACUUAUUGGAAAUCUGUGAUUCCAAACACCCCCAUGCCAGGAGCUGUCAAAGAUUCCCUGUCUACAGCAGGGGGUGUUGGGAAGGUCGGCGUCACGCCCAACGCGAUCCUCUUUAUCUACACCGACGCCGCGACGGAGGAUCAGCUCCACGACGACCCCAACGUGGCCCUUUUCUUCAAGAAGAAUGACUUGCAGCAAGGCAACCAGAUGAAAUUGCACUUCACGAAAACCAGCAACGCCGCCACUUUCCUCCCGCGCUCGGCCGCCGGAAAGAUCCCAUUCUCCGCCGUGAAACUACCCCAGAUUCUCUCCCGUUUCUCCCUGUCCCCGGACUCGAAAGAAGCCCAGGUCAUGAAGAAAACCCUCGAAGAAUGCGAAGCGCCGGCGAUGAUGGGAGAAGAGAAGCUCUGCGCUACUUCAUUGGAGUCCAUGGUGGAUUUCAGUGUAUCUCAGCUGGGCAAAAACGUUAAGGCAAUUUCAACUGAGGGCGGGAGGAAAAGGGAAGCAGUGGAGAAAUACGCAAUCUCAGGGUCCAAAAAUAUGGGAAAAGAUGGCAAAGCAGUGGUGUGCCACAAGCAGAGCUAUCCCUACGCAGUUUUCUACUGCCACAAGACACAAAACACAGAGGUGUACGAGGUUUCUCUGGUCGGAGCCUACGGCGCAAAGGUUAAAGCUGUAGCGGUUUGCCACAAGGAUACUUCUGCCUGGAACCCUAACCACUUGGCCUUCCAAGUGCUUAAGGUUAAACCUGGAACUGUCCCUGUCUGCCAUUUCCUCCUAGAGGACCACGUCGUCUGGGUUAAUUAAUUUCUUUCUUUAUGUCAAAUAUAUGUUGUUUAAUAAUUAUGGCUAGCAUGGUACCCUGCACGGUCAAUAAAUUAUAUUUUAAUUAAUUUUAGAUGUUAUUAUAAUAAACUAAAUGAUUGUGCAA
This is a messenger RNA of Ipomoea nil (Japanese morning glory), 1082 nucleotides long. RefSeq names its product BURP domain protein RD22-like. The record is from RefSeq and is a predicted model, not a curated record. The coding region runs from base 74 to 958 and encodes 294 amino acids. Lineage: Eukaryota; Viridiplantae; Streptophyta; Magnoliopsida; Solanales; Convolvulaceae. The transcript is spliced from 4 exons.